AUGAUCGGAAAGCACGAUGAAGACAGUAGACGCAGUAGGUGGGCUGUGGCCGACAUCUUGCGAAACGGCUUCAUCUACCCCAACGGCACCAACCGCAAGGGCAAAUGGCUCAAGGAGGUGCCAGUCUGCAGGGUUGAUACCGAGAACUUCUACGUCGAGGAUGUGCAGAAUUCGUGGUCGGCAUGCUGCACGCAAGAGGAGCCAAGGGGCUUCGAUAGCUUUGGAACUGUAGGGUUUAAGCAGUGGUGGUCGUUGACAGAGGGGGAGUAG
Plenodomus lingam JN3 is the source of this 270-nucleotide messenger RNA. The record is from RefSeq and is a predicted model, not a curated record. Lineage: Eukaryota; Fungi; Ascomycota; Dothideomycetes; Pleosporales; Leptosphaeriaceae.